Messenger RNA from Suillus subaureus, 681 nucleotides. RefSeq lists its product as uncharacterized. The record is from RefSeq and is a predicted model, not a curated record. Lineage: Eukaryota; Fungi; Basidiomycota; Agaricomycetes; Boletales; Suillaceae. The transcript has 7 exons. The coding region runs from base 1 to 681 and encodes 226 amino acids.
AUGCAAAUUCAUUAUUGUCAGAAACUUGAAUCCCUUGAACUCGAGAAAGUUGAGGCCAUCAUUGAUCUCACAAAAGAUGAGGACUAUAUGCUUUAUAGUGGAGCAAUGCAGGAAGCUGUCACGUCUUUCAUAGAGAGUAUGGGCCCUGGUCCAGAUCCACUUACACUGCAGUCAGAUAUAAUGGCCACACACAAAUUGGAUUGGAACCAAUGGGUCAUUGACAUACUCUUGUCUCUAUCUAUAUAUCUGUGGAGGAGAAGAACCACUGGACCACAAGAGUCGACUUGCAAGGCAACAAUCAAGUUAUUAAUGGUCAAGAUGCCCACUAGAAGUUUGAAACUUGGCAAAAGGUCACUGCUCAGUGAUCAGAAAGUGACAGGAAAAGAUAAUCUAUCUGUGUGGGUGUAUUUGAACUCCAUCAUGGAAACACUGGGUAAAGAUGGGAUGAGCUCUGACAAGAGUGACAUUGAUGACUGUGAAGUUCCAGCUCUUCGGUUGAAAAGUUUGGCAAUCUUCACUCCAAGGGGAAGUAAGCCUGCAAAGCAUAUUCACAACCCUAAGUGGGAGUCUUUACAACCAGCAGUUGCAGCUCUACCUAAAGCAUUCUACAAUCCAUUGUGGUUGAUGGGCGCUGCCAUUCAGGCAGAGUUGAAAUAUUACAGUACAUAUGCUAGCCCAUGA